This is a messenger RNA of Malassezia vespertilionis, 1170 nucleotides long. RefSeq lists its product as uncharacterized. Gene Ontology annotation, cellular component: kinetochore. NCBI's taxonomy places the organism in Eukaryota, Fungi, Basidiomycota, Malasseziomycetes, Malasseziales, Malasseziaceae. The transcript has a single exon. Gene Ontology annotation, biological process: kinetochore assembly; attachment of mitotic spindle microtubules to kinetochore; protein localization to kinetochore. Bases 1 to 1170 code for a protein of 389 amino acids. The record is from RefSeq and is a predicted model, not a curated record.
AUGCACGCACGGCAAAGUUCCAGCGUGGGGGAGGACGUCUUGCGCGAUACGCUGGAUUCGACGCGUGCAGUGCUCGCGGAAUCUGUCGGGCAAGAAGCAACUUUGCGUGUAUUUGCGCUGCGCGAUACAUUACUGGAAUACGCAUCCACAGAACACACCACCGAGGACAAGGAGCUCCAGCUCGACUGGGAUUUGUACCGCGAUGUUCCUGGCGCACUUGAGGAGGAGGAAGAGCAGCUGCUUGACUACUUUCGCAAACUCAAGUUUAUUUAUCUCGAGCAGGAGACAAAGCUGCGCUUUCUCGCAGGUUUGCAAGACGAUCCAGAGACCGGCCAGGAGCCGCAAAUUCUGUCCACCGCCGAUGUUGCACAGCGUGAGCACGACUGCAAGCGUGUAAAGCAGCAGCUCGUCGAUGCAAAACAGCGGGUGCGCGAUGUGCGCGCCGGAAUCGACCAGCUUGCCGAUGAAAUGGAAGAGCCAUGGCAGGCAUUGGAGCGCGCUUCUGCAGAAGCGAGUGACCUUGUCUCGCACAUCACCGAUAUGGAGCUGGAACUCGCAAAGAUCAAGGUCGCAGAAGGUGUUCAUGGAACAAUGACGACACAGGAGGCAGAAACUGUUGCUGACGACCAAAUUCUCGCCAUGCAAUCGCUGGACGACGAGACGACGCAGACGAUGCGUGAUGUCGAUCAUGCCAAGAAAGAACUCGCUGAUUCGCUCAAGGCACUUGAACGGCUCAAGGUCGAGCGUGGCGCAGCUGAGAAACUUGCAAACGACGCCAAGCUCGGCAUGGGCCGCGAUCGCGGCCGUGAUUGGGAGCUCGAGCGCAUGUGUGCAAAACACGCAGCCAAUUUGGAAAGCUUGCAAGAAGCGCUUGCCAUCCGCUCGAUUACCGCACCGAGCGCGACGCUGCUGCGGAUUGAGUAUGCACAGCGCACACCUGCGCCGAAACGCGCGCGAACUUCGCGCCUCUCGGCGCGGCCAUCGCUCGGCGAAGGCGAGGCGCUCGUGCUUGAAUUUGACGAGCCGGGCGGACAGCUAUUGCAUUUCAACGUACGCGAUGCACAGGAUGCGGUGGUGCCUUUGGAUGCGGAUGUGCUCGCAUUCUGUGACGCUGCGGUGCAGAGUAAUAAUGUCGCGCUGCUCGUGCAGCGGCUAUGGCAGGAUGUGUAA